Alternaria atra is the source of this 3231-nucleotide messenger RNA. RefSeq lists its product as uncharacterized. Gene Ontology annotation, cellular component: glycine cleavage complex; mitochondrion. Gene Ontology annotation, biological process: glycine decarboxylation via glycine cleavage system. Lineage: Eukaryota; Fungi; Ascomycota; Dothideomycetes; Pleosporales; Pleosporaceae. The transcript is spliced from 2 exons. Bases 1 to 3231 code for a protein of 1076 amino acids. The record is from RefSeq and is a predicted model, not a curated record. Gene Ontology annotation, molecular function: pyridoxal phosphate binding; glycine binding; glycine dehydrogenase (decarboxylating) activity.
AUGCGUACGGCAUGUCUUAGGGCUGCUAGCACUGCUAGCAGGCUCACACGAUCGACAUGUGUAGCCCAGCUAUCGCGUCCGCAGCUCGCAGGUAGCUCUUCGCGCGCGAUUGCAUACCAAACCCUGCGAACUUUCCAAAAGCGCGGGUUCCAGCAGAACGCUACAAAUGCGCAACAGGCGGCCGCAGCCGUCGAAGCCGCAGAAGAUGUAUUCGACACCCCGCCCCAGCAGACCGACUCGGCCAAACCCUUCGAUGCGCUUGACACUUUUCCCCGCCGUCACAUUGGACCGUCUGCCGAAUCAGCGGAGGCUAUGCUCAAGGCACUGGACCCGCCUGUGAGCAGCCUAGACGAGUUUGUACGCCAGGUUAUACCUGCAGAUAUCCUGUCUGCACGAGAGUUGAAGAUUGGGAAACUGUCACAGAAUCAUGCAGAGACAUGGCAGAGCAAUGGUGUGCCGGAAUCGGCCUUCCUCAACAACGCGAAGAGAAUCAUGGACCAGAACAGGCCGGGCAAGAGUCUGAUCGGACAGGGUUACUAUGGCACCAAGGUGCCGGAGGUCAUCAAGAGGAAUGUCCUCGAGAACCCCGCAUGGUACACUAGCUAUACCCCAUACCAGCCAGAGAUCAGCCAGGGACGUUUGGAGUCACUGCUGAACUUCCAGACUAUGGUGUCGGACCUCACUGGUCUGAGCAUUGCGAAUGCGUCGGUGCUGGAUGAGCCUACUGCGGCGGCCGAGGCUAUGACCAUGUCCAUGGGCAUGAUGCCAUUAUCCAAGCAAAAGAGCAAGAACAAGACUUUCCUUGUGUCAGAGAGGUGUCACCCGCAGACUCUCGCUGUUCUGUACUCUCGCGCCGAGGGCUUUGGAAUCAAGAUCGAGGUCGCCGACGUGCUCAAGGACAACAGCAAGAGGGUGGAGGAACUAGGCCAAGAUCUCGUCGGUGUGCUCGCUCAGUACCCAGACACUGAUGGAGGUGUCAGCGACUUCCGCGGACUGGCUGAGAAGGUGCACAAGACUGGUGCUCUCUUCAGCGUUGCGACCGACCUCCUUGCCCUUACGCUGCUCACUCCACCAGGAGAGUUCGGUGCCGACAUCGCUUUUGGAAACGCACAACGAUUUGGUGUGCCUUUGGGCUUCGGUGGACCACACGCGGCCUUCUUUGCUUGCGACGAGAAGUACAAGCGAAAGAUUCCUGGUCGCCUGAUCGGUCUGUCAAAGGACAGGCUCGGUAACCCUGCAGCACGACUUGCGCUGCAGACUCGUGAGCAACACAUUCGCCGUGAGAAGGCUACCAGCAACAUUUGUACAGCACAGGCUCUACUGGCAAACAUGAGCGCCAUGUAUGCUGUAUAUCACGGACCGAAUGGCUUGAAAGCGAUCGCCAAGCAGGUAGUUGCAAAGGCUCGCAUGGUCCAACGAGCACUUAUCGACAACGGCUUCAGAACUGGCCAGCGUGGAAAGUUGGACAACUCGCCUGUUCUAUUCGACACGAUAGUGGUUGAGACAGGUAACAAGACCGACCAAAUCAUCGCCGAGCUUGAGAAGAAGCAAGUACUCGUGCGAAGCAUUGACGGCCAGCAUAUUGGCAUCUCUGUCGACGAAACCACGAGCACACAAAUUGUCGUCGAUUUAUUGAGCGUAUUCAAGAAGCAGGGAAACGGCGCUGAGGCUUCCUUCGCCGAAUCUGUCGAUAUUGAGCUCCCUGCACCGUUCAAGAGGACUAGCGAGUUCAUGACCCACCCUGUCUUCAAUUCGCACCACUCCGAGACGGAGCUUCUGCGAUACAUCAACCACUUGUCUUCGAAGGAUCUGUCUCUUGUUCACUCGAUGAUUCCUCUGGGUUCUUGCACGAUGAAGCUUAACUCUACCGCUGAGAUGGCACCUGUAUCGUUCGAUACCGUAUCCAACCUACAUCCCUUCCUGCCUCUAGAGCGAGCUAAGGGAUAUACCGAGAUGAUUAAGCAGCUCGAAGACGACUUGGCUGACAUCACCGGCUUCCACUCUGUUUCGCUACAACCCAACUCUGGUGCCCAGGGCGAGUUCACUGGUCUCCGUGUCAUUCGCAAGUACCUUGAGCAGCAGCCGGGCAAAAAGCGCGAUAUCUGCUUGAUUCCUGUUUCGGCUCAUGGUACCAACCCUGCUAGUGCUGCCAUGUGCGGUAUGCGCGUUGUACCCAUCAAGUGUGACCAAGCGACCGGUAACCUGGACAUGGCAGACUUGAAGGCCAAGUGCGAGAAGCACAGCGAUGAGCUCGGUGCUUUCAUGGUCACCUACCCCAGCACUUUUGGUGUCUUCGAGCCAAGCGUCAAGGCUGCUUGCGACCUGAUCCAUCAGCACGGCGGACAAGUCUAUAUGGAUGGUGCUAACAUGAACGCGCAGAUCGGUCUCUGCUCACCAGGCGAGAUCGGUGCCGAUGUCUGCCAUCUUAACCUCCACAAGACCUUCUGCAUUCCGCACGGUGGUGGUGGACCCGGUGUAGGACCCAUUGGUGUCAAGGAGCACCUCUCCCCCUUCCUUCCCGGCCAUCUCCGUGGCGAGACCGGUGGAGCUCAAGCCAUCCACCCUGUCAGCGGUGCACCCUGGGGAAGCGCAAGCAUCCUACCCAUCAGCUGGGCUUACAUUAAGAUGAUGGGCGCCAUCGGGCUCACCCAAGCCACCAAGAUCACCCUCCUCAAUGCCAACUACAUCCUCUCCCGCCUCAAGCCUCAUUACCCCAUUCUCUACACCAACGACGAAGGUCGCUGCGCCCACGAAUUCAUCCUUGACGUCCGCGGCUUCAAAGACAGCGCUGGCAUCGAAGCCAUCGACAUCGCCAAGCGUCUCCAAGAUUAUGGAUUCCACGCCCCGACCAUGAGCUGGCCUGUCGCCAACACACUCAUGAUUGAGCCUACUGAGUCGGAGAGCAAAGCAGAGCUAGAUCGUUUCUGCGACGCAUUGAUCAGCAUUAGGAAGGAGAUCAAGGAGGUUGAGGAAGGACAACAGUCCAAGGAGGGCAAUGUGCUUAAGAUGAGCCCGCAUACACAGCAAGAUCUUAUUACUGGAGAGUGGGACAGGAGCUAUAGUCGCGAGAAGGCGGCGUAUCCUCUGAGCUAUUUGAGGGCGAAGAAGUUCUGGCCCAGUGUCGCGAGGUUGGAUGAUGCGUACGGUGAUACAAACCUCUUCUGCACAUGCGCGCCGGUUGAGGGCGAGGACAGCGACAUCACCGGUGCUGCGGCGCCUAACCCGACCUAA